AUGGAGUCACUAUCUGAGCGCAUGAGGAAAUUAGAAGACUUCUUGUUAAAGCAAGGCCUUCAACUUCCUGGUGAGAGCAAUGACGAGCAAGAUGCCGCAAGACCUGAAGAAUGUAUUCGGCCCCGAAAUGGAAGCACCAUCUCGGCCCCAUUAGAAAAUGAUAUGAUUGAGGUCCUGAACCCAGCUAAAGAGAAACCCCAGGCCCAUGAUAUCCACGACCGUCCUGACCGUCCUGACAAGGGACUAGUAGACACCGCAACAGGCCUGAAGCCACCGUCAACUCAGUCAGUGUUCUCAGGCGCCAGUCCGCAGUCCACAACCUCUAGCCAGAGUAUCCUCAACAACAUCUUAUCUACGCAUGGUCAUUGGAGUUAUGAUGAGAACUCUGGCCGACUGCGUUACUUCGGGCCCACGACGAAUUUUCACAUUUACUCUGGAGCGAAACACGUGCCAUAUAUACUAGACUCUCGUGGACAGGAAAGACACGGAUUAUCAAUUCUCGAGGACAUCAGCCCAGCAACAAAGGAAUAUUUGAUGGACUUGUACUGGACAUACUACAACAGUGUUCUGUUCGUGGUCCACAGCGAGGCCUUCCUUGCAGAUCAGAGAGAAGGACGACACGUUCACUAUAGCGCAUUGUUACAUAUCUGUAUUCUCGCGAUGGGGAUCCGCUUCGCCGAUUCAACACGGCCAGAUAUCAACGGCCUCCUCCUAGGCGUAGGUAGAGAAAGUCGGCUACAACUAGAAGCUAAACGCCUUCUAGAAUAUGAGCUUCAGAUACCGGGUGGUCUGCCAAGCGUCCAGGCACUUUUGAUACUAGGUGACUUGGAGUGCGCUGUGGGUAGAGACAACACGGGCUGGAUGUAUGUUGGCUUUGCAUGCAGGCUUGCAAUUGAUCUUGGGUUGAACCUAGAUUGUACCAAGAUAGAUCUACCAGAACUUACUAUCAAGGUACGAUACAUGGUCUUAUGGGCCUGCAUCAUAUAUGAUCGUUACUGGGCUCUUUUUUUAGGGCGCCCGACUAUGCUUAAAGCAUCCGAUAUAGUCUUGGACCAACUUUCCAAAAGCCUUGACGUUCUAAGCAAAGAGCUUGAUACUCUUGAGGGUAAAAUAUACUGCUCUCUCCUUGAACUCAUGACUCUUGCUGGCAAGAUAAGCGAGAUUCAGGAAGUUGGUGCCAACCGCUUAGAUUUGAAAGCCUACCUCAGUAUGGCAGCUCUCGACCGGGAGCUCAAUCAGUGGUACUCUCACCUUCCCCAACACCUGAGAUGGAAAACACACAAUAUUUCCACAGCUCCUGCAAGCUUUUUCCUUCUCCACGCUGGGACAAAUACCCUCUCCGGUACCAGUAUAGAUGAUUAUUCGUCGUAUCCUGAAGCCAAUCAAUUACCGUUGCUGUCGCGCAAGGUUUGCUUGACUAACGCCAUCCGGGUGGCGAAAAUUUUCAAGUACCAUCAUGCCCGUUUCCAAGGCAGCCAGAUGUUCAUAACCGGCCUCGAUCAUGCAGGGACUGCUGCCACCGCACUCAUUGCCGGUAUCGCGAAUAUAACAGACCCUAGAGAGAGAGCUAUUCCCCUUCGACACCUCAAAUGGAUGGCAGAUGCAAUGAGGGGAAUGAGUUCGGCAUACCGCGCGGCAGAGCGAAUGACUAGUGUUUUGGACAGUAUUUUCGAAGACCCAGAUUGGUCUCAAGCCCCAGCUGUGAGAGAAUCGGACCUUGGAUCGACUCCAAGAGCCCAUGCAAAAGCCCAGAGUUCAGCUUCUACGACUCUGAAAGACCCGAUGAAAAGACCCUGGUCUUCGGCCCAAAAUGAUAUUGAUAUUGGAAUGGGAACGAAGUCUAGUGAAAUGGACGGGCUAAAUAACUACAGCUUCGAAGAACACAACAACCACCCAAGCAAAUAUUUGAGAUCUGCAUCUGGGGCUCCAGCUACCGGUUUUGGUCUUGAUGCCAUACUCGCUUCGGGCGACAACUCGUCCCAGUGCGUGUUUAAUAAGUGGUUCAACGAUAACGAUGAGUUCGGCGUCCUCGAUCCGCUGUUCCUCCAACCAGAAUUUGACAGUAUGGAGGACUUUAAUAUUGUUCCACCAGGUCUCACUGGCAUUGACUCUUUGGACCACUUCAGCCCCCAGCCUGGUCCGAUUGCCAGUAACAAUAUGAAUAAUACAGUCGCUAAAGUACACAUGGCGCCGCCACCUUCGCAUGACAGGGACAGUAUAGCAACCUCACCAAGAUAUGUAGCGGAUGGGGAAAUUACAGGAGGAUGGCCAGGACAGACUUCCAGCGGGGUAUUCUCAUCCUUUGAAGGGCAGCAGCCUAGGUCCCGCUACAAACCACCGGCUCCAGAAGGAUGGAACUUCUCCAACAAAUUCCCAUAG
Molecule: messenger RNA, 2379 nt
Organism: Exophiala aquamarina CBS 119918
Lineage: Eukaryota; Fungi; Ascomycota; Eurotiomycetes; Chaetothyriales; Herpotrichiellaceae
Exons: 4
Coding region: 1-2379 (792 amino acids)
Biological process (GO): DNA-templated transcription
Molecular function (GO): DNA binding; zinc ion binding
Source: RefSeq, a predicted model, not a curated record